Messenger RNA from Eimeria mitis, 627 nucleotides. RefSeq lists its product as uncharacterized. The record is from RefSeq and is a predicted model, not a curated record. The transcript is spliced from 6 exons. The coding region runs from base 1 to 627 and encodes 208 amino acids. NCBI's taxonomy places the organism in Eukaryota, Apicomplexa, Conoidasida, Eucoccidiorida, Eimeriidae.
AUGUCUUCCAUCUACAAGGCGGUAGCAACAGUUUGCUUCGUCGCACUCUGGGGGCUCCAUACAACAUCAGCAGAAGAUCCAUAUUUAUAUGAAGUUAUAACUGAGGAUGUCAGUGAAGAGGCGUACUUGGCCGCCAACUUGGUCCGUAACGGAAAACUCCCAGUUCACAUCGGGAAUGUAGUGAAGGACGAAAGCCUCGUCACUACCUUGAAGCGUGCAGACCAAGGCGCACCGGCCUUCAUUGAAGGGCCAUGCAAUGAAGUGACAGUCAAAGCCGGCGGCCUGGAGAUGUUUCACCACAUCUUCGACUACCACGCCAAUCCAGACUACCAAGCAUACUUGGCUGCCAACUUGGUCCGUAACGGAAAACUCCCAGUUCACAUCGGGAAUGUAGUGAAGGACGAAAGCCUCGUCACUACCUUGAAGCGUGCAGACCAAGGCGCACCGGCCUUCAUUGAAGGGCCAUGCAAUGAAGUGACAGUCAAAGCCGGCGGCCUGGAGAUGUUUCACCACAUCUUCGACUACCAUGCCAAUCCAGACUACCGUCAGUUGCUGCAGGCAGCCCUCGACGCGGGGCUUGUGUCACUCUUCGCUGCAGACAACUCCCGCACAUUUGUUUUUGCUUAG